AUGAUUUCGAUUCUAUAUAGGGGAGAUGGACAACCAUCUUCACUCAAUGGAAUCCAAAUUGGAUGGCAUAUUUCCCCAUCGUUGUACAAGGAUUCUCGGACCCAUUUCUACACAGCUUGGAUUAGUGGUGGAACUUCUCGCAAGGGCGGCAUGAACAUGAUUUGCCCUGGAUUUCACAAGACAUCAUCAAGUAUAGCUCCAGGCAAUGUCAUCAGUCCACUUUCACGCAUUGGUGGCCAGAAAACAUAUAUCACCCUAAGGAUAUUCAAGGAAAAAUAUCCAGGUGAUUGGCACAUCCAUUUCGGAGCUAAGGGUGAUCGAAAACCAGUGGGUUACUUCCCUAAAUCCUUGAUCCCGGGACUCGUAGAUAAACCUUUGGAGAUAACCUUUGGUGGCUAUGUUAAUCAUAAGAAACCACGACAUAGUCCUCCAACGGGAAGUGGCUAUAUUUCAACAAGUGGCAAUGCUGCAUCCUUUAGUAAUCUCAAGCUUAUCGAUGCAGACUAUAUUAGUCAUAUUGUCAAUGUGGAUUUGCCAUCUACUGAGGAUGGGAAGGGUUCCUAUACCAAUACACCUUCACAAAUUGAUUCAGCCCAAUUCUUUUUAGGGGGAUCUGCUUGUAUUGAUUAA
Messenger RNA from Triticum aestivum (bread wheat), 630 nucleotides. RefSeq lists its product as uncharacterized. The transcript has 4 exons. The record is from RefSeq and is a predicted model, not a curated record. The coding region runs from base 1 to 630 and encodes 209 amino acids. NCBI's taxonomy places the organism in Eukaryota, Viridiplantae, Streptophyta, Magnoliopsida, Poales, Poaceae.